Xyrauchen texanus (razorback sucker) is the source of this 6420-nucleotide messenger RNA. RefSeq lists its product as uncharacterized. Lineage: Eukaryota; Metazoa; Chordata; Actinopteri; Cypriniformes; Catostomidae. The transcript has a single exon. Bases 4177 to 5559 code for a protein of 460 amino acids. The record is from RefSeq and is a predicted model, not a curated record.
UCAGAGGAGAAUGGGCAGACUGAUUCAAGCUGAUAGAAGAGCAACUUUGCCUGAAAUAACCACUCGUUACAACCGAGGUAUGCAGCAAAGCAUUUGUGAAGCCACAACACGCACAACCUCGAGGCGGAUGGGCUACAACAGCAGAAGACCCCACCGGGUACCACUCAUCUCCACUACAAAUAGGAAAAAGAGGCUACAAUUUGCAAGAGCUCACCAAAAUUGGACAGUAGAAGACUGGAAAAAUGUUGCCUGGUCUGAUGAGUCUCGAUUUCUGUUGAGACAUUCAGAUGGUAGAGUCAGAAUUUGGCGUAAACGGAAUGAGAACAUGGAUCCAUCAUGCCUUGUUACCACUGUGCAGGGUGGUGGUGGUGGUGGUGGUGUAAUGGUGUGGGGGAUGUUUUCUUGGCACACUUUAGGCCCCUUAGUGACAAUUGGGCAUCGUUUAAAUGCCACGGCCUACCUGAGCAUUGUUUCUGACCAUGUCCAUCCCUUUAUGGCCACCAUGUACCCAUCCUCUGAUGGCUACUUCCAGCAGGGUAAUGCACCAUGUCACAAAGCUCGAAUCAUUUCAAAUUGGUUUCUUGAACAUGACAAUGAGUUCACUGUACUAAAAUGGCCCCCACAGUCACCAGAUCUCAACCCAAUAGAGCAUCUUUGGGAUGUGGUGGAACAGGAGCUUCGUGCCCUGGAUGUGCAUCCCACAAAUCUCCAUCAACUGCAAGAUGCUAUCCUAUCAAUAUGGGCCAACAUUUCUAAAGAAUGCUUUCAGCACCUUGUUGAAUCAAUGCCACGUAGAAUUAAGGCAGUUCUGAAGGCGAAAGGGGGUCAAACACAGUAUUAGUAUGGUGUUCCUAAUAAUCCUUUAGGUGAGUGUAUAUACAUAAUUUAGAUUUACAGAUUUUUUUAUUAUCCUUAUGUAAUUAUUAUUUAUUAUUAUUAAUAUUUUAUUUAGAUUUUACAUUAUUUUAAUAGGUAUUCACCCUAAAUUAAUUUUUUAAAUGUUUGUUUUAAAUUAAUUUGAGACAUUUGCAAGCACACGUUACUUUCUGUUCAGCACCCAUAGAGAAAGUGUCUUUUUAAAACAAUUUCUUUGAAUGCCAUUUUGUGCAGUUUAACAGGUUUGGGGUAUAUUGAAAAAAAAUACUGUAAAAAUUAUACUCACAUUGUCUGAGACUAAGUCCAUUGACCUCAGUCCUGUUGUUAAGUAUGCUGCUAGUAACAAUGUAUGAUGGUUGUUGUUGUGUUUUUGCCCUGCAUUCCUUUGAUGCCCUUGUACCGGGCGGCUCAUCGGUUGGUGGGUCAGUGUGAGGCAUAUGUCCGUAUGCAUGCCCUGGAGUUCCACACAGAUCACUGGCUGCUCAGGUUGUUUUGACGUCCUUCCAACCAGCAAGUUCCAGGGGGUGUCCGUCAGCUCAGAGGAGGCCGAUUCAGGCCGAGCAAGUCCGGUUCUGACAGACCCAAUAAUCAUUUCUCCACGUCCCCAGCACCACAACCACCGGAGUGAGUCAGCCAGAACUCAUUUUCAUUGUCAUUGAGUCUGGUUGACAUGAAUGUAAUGCAUCAAAUUGGAUUUCUACUACGUAAAUUGUGGCAUGUGUGUUGGCUUGAAAUUACAUCUCAUAAUGACAAUGUUUGUAAUUCUCAAUGCUAUAAGAAUAUCAUUGUGGCUUUUGUGGAUUGGUUGGUUGUGGCUUUCAGGCUGGCCAGACACAUCUCACUCAGUGGACAUCUGUGAAGGUUUGGAGGACUGGACCACUGACCUCUCAUACAUCUCAGACUCUGAUGAAGACGAUGAAGUGCUGCUGGUAAGCUUGGAUCUUUAGACAUAACUCAGAUUCAUUUUUGCCCUUUGGGUGCAUGUUUGGUGUUUCAACAAUGAAGGGGUUUGGUUUAAGACAGUCUGAGUGACUUCUGUUGACCUGGUAAUAUUCUGGUUUGAUUGUUGUUCUUUAGGUUCCUGGAAGGUAUAGAGCAAUAGUGGACCACCUAAAGUGUGGCAAGGAGGAUGUAAUCAUCAAAUGUGGUGAUAUAAUUCACGUGCUUCAGGAGAGUGCCAUGGGGAUUUGGUGAGAGUCAUUUAAAGCAUUUAUCCUUCAUUAAUCAAAAAAUAAUUUUUCAACACAUUCUUACCUAUUUUUCAGUCAAUAAGACUACAGUUCCCCUUCUGACGCUCUCUCCACGUUGUGUCGGAGAAGCGACACUAGGGGUCUCUCUUGAGCGCCGAUAUCCACCUCUGAUCUGUGAAAAAGGCCAAUGAGAGUUGGCAGUCAGUAUUUGCAUGUCCCGCCCCCGGACAUACGGGUAUUUAAGCGGCGCAAAUACGGGAGUUCAUUCAGAAAAUUUCUUCGGAGCCGAUGGUCUGUCUGCAGUUUGCUGCGAGUUACACACCACUAACGUUCCUGUUUCCUCUGACGAUCUGCAUGCUGUUGGAUCUUGACGGCGCACAACAGCGGCUUUCUCCUUCGCAUUGCACGGCGCAGACACACACACAUACUGUGUAUUAAAAGAGUUAUUUCCCUUAAAAGAAGUGAAUUUCUCUAAAAGAGCAAAACACAGCGCGUUGAACGUCCUUUUCAGGACGCGUCUUUUUCAAGAUGCCCUUCCGCCCCUGUGUUGUUCCUGGAUGCGGUAGAGUGCUCUCCGCUUCAGACGGCCACAGGCGCUGUCUCGUGUGUUUGGGCCGCGAUCACACCGAGGCGGCGUUUGUGGAUGGCUCAUGUUCUCACUGCGAGAACAUGACCAUGACCACGUUGCGGUCGCGGCUUGAUUUCAACAGAGAGCAAGCCACCCCAUCUGCACCCCGCAUUGCUCCUUCUUCCCAUGGGAUUGAGGACGAUGCGUUUGGCGCUGGGGGCGAUUUGGGGGCGGCAGCAGGUGCAGUUUCGCCGGGUAGCCCCCCGCGAACCUCCCGUUCCCCGACACGCUCGCUGGUCCCCGUCUACGCUCGCGGCGAUAGCGGCUCGCCUCACGGCCCAGCUGUCUAUCCUCCCGAGCCCGAAGCAGAUGAGCUCGCCGCUGCAUCGGAGAGUGUGAUGUCUGAUGCCGAGGACUCCCCUGGACUGCCGCCUUCGGGCCAGCAGGCCCAGGCUGAGGCCGACGCUCAGAUGUCUGACAUGCUUUCCCGGGCCGCCGUGAGCGUGGGGUUGGAUUGGAACCCUCCAUCCUCCCCACAGCCUUCACGGUUGGAUGACUGGUUCCUGGGGGCAGCGUGCCGUUUGCGGCCACGCAUCCCCCCGGUCCCGUUUUUCCACCCGCUCCACUCUCACCACCCUCGACGGCGCAGAGCGCCACGGAUACGGGGCGAUUCCCCAGGUCGAUAGGGCAGUUGCGUACCAUCUAUGCCCCGGUAGCCCUACCUCCUGGCGUGGCCGCCCCGUACUCCCAUCCAAGCCCUGUAGGACAACAUCCUCGCUCAACACAAAGGCCUACAGUGCGGCUGGACGCGCUGCCUCCGCCCUGCAUGCGAUGGCCCUCCUGCAAGUCCACCAGGCCAAAGCACUCAGAAACAUGCUUUGGGGUGGACCUGAUCCUGAUGUGCUGCAGGAACUGUGCUCAGCGACCGACCUCGCCCUGAGAGCGACGAAGGCCACAGCGCAGGCACUCGGACAGGCAAUGGCCACCCUAGUGGUCCAGGAACGCCAUCUCUGGCUCAAUCUGGUCGAGAUGUGUGAGGCCGACAAGAACCGCUUCCUAGACGCACCUGUCUCCCAGAUUGGCCUUUUCGGCGACACUGUCGAGGACUUCACCCAACAGUUCUCCGCGGUGAAGAAGCAGACGGAGGCCAUCUCUCACAUCAUGCCCCGCCGCACACCUGCCGCUACGGGCCCUGCCCCGUCUGCCCGCCGAGGGCGUCCCCCUGCGGAAAAACCAGCUCCUGCUCCGCCUUAACCCGGGCCCAGCUCUCAGCCCCAGCAUCAAGCACCCCGCAGGCGGCGCACGCCCCCUGUCUCACGAACCCCCUCUAGGACCCGGAAGGCUCCCAAGCGUUCCUGAGACAGCUGACCCAGAGCCCAAGAAGUUAGCUCCGGAGGUGGUAAGACCGCUCCGUCCCCCGGCGGAGGGCCGGGAGGAGAAUCCUUUGUUUUUUCAUUUGCCACACCCCCUGACGGGGGCUGUAGUACCCACAUUCUCAAUAAAAGAGCUAUUUCCUUUGCCUCUGGGUCACUUGGCCCGCAAAUGCCGUUCUCACGGCAAUCUGCUUUCAGAUUACGACAGUCCCGGUACACCGGACGUGGCGAUCCCGCCUUCCGCCUGCCUACGACUGCCCCCCGGCCGGCCGGUUCAGAUGAGUCCAGAGGACGCCAGCAGACCUCCUCCUCAGUCACGAACCCGCCCCCUGCCGGGUGUGCGGAGCAAGGUAAGUGCUUUGAGUCUAUUCUCAGCACCCCAGCCUCAGGCCGCAACGAAGCCACCCGACGCUGCAUUACCUGUUCCGCCCCGCUGCGAGGCCCUGCCGGGUACGUCCAAAAUACUUGUCCCUUUGGUGCCCCUAGCGCAGAGCUGGGAAGCGUGGUUUUCGCUUCCCAAUGCAUCACGCUGGCUGCACCGGACCAUUCGACUCGGUUACGCAAUUCAGUUUGCCCAGCUCCCGCCCCCCUUCAGGGGCGUCCGCUUUUCCGCAGUACAAGGCGAGCAUGCCAGUUCCCUGCACACGGAAAUCGUGACCCUCUUAGCCAAGGGCGCGGUAGAGCCCGUCCCUCCAACCGAAAAGAGGAAGGUUUCUACAGCCCUUACUUCAUUGUACCCAAGAAAGGCGGUGGCUUACGACCAAUCCUGGACCUGCGAGUUUUCAAUCGGGCCUUGUUAAAACUCCCGUUCAAAAUGCUCACGCAGAGAAAUAUUCUGGCUGGCGUUCAGCAUCUAGAUUGGUUCGCAGCGGUAGACCUGAAGGACGCGUACUUCCACGUCUCAAUUCUGCCAGGACACCGACCCUUCUUACGGUUCGCGUUCGACGGCCAGUCGUUUCAGUACAAAGUCCUCCCCUUCGGCCUGUCUCUGUCCCCUCGCGUCUUCACGAAGGUCGCAGAGGCAGCUCUUGCCCCGCUACGGGUAGCCGGCAUCCGCAUUCUCAACUACCUCGACGACUGGCUUAUCCUAGCACACUCUCGAGAGUUACUAUGCACACACAGUGACCAGGUGCUCCGGCACCUCAGCCGCUUGGGGCUUCAGGUCAACUGGGAAAAGAGCAAGCUCACUCCGGUUCAGAGCAUCUCUUUUCUCGGGUUGGAGUUAGACUCAGUCUCAAUGACAGCACGUCUCACGAGCGAGCGUGCUCAGUCGGUGCUGGAUUGCCUCGCUUCCUUCAAGCCAGGCACAGUGGUCCCUCUAAAACUUUUCCAGAGGCUCCUGGGGCAUAUGGCGUCCUCCGCGGUGGUCGCGCCGCUGGGGUUGAUGCAUAUGAGACCACUUCAGCACUGGUUCCAGACUCUUGUCCCGAGACAAGCAUGGCACCACGGCACGCAUCGGGUAAGGAUCACCCCCGCCUGCCUCAAAACACUCCGACCCUGGACAGACCUCUGCUUUUUACGGGCAGGAGUGCCAGUGCAGCAGGUGUCCUGACGCGUUCUGGUCACAAACGAUGCCUCCCGGUCCGGGUGGGGUGCCGUGUGCAGCGGGCACGCAGCAGCGGGCCGUUGGAAAGGGGCCCCGCUGCGUUGGCACAUCAACUGCCUGGAGUUGCUGACCAUCCUUCUCGCCCUCAGGAAGUUCCUCCCAUUAGUUCGGGACAAACCCGUCCUCGUGAGAUCGGACAGCACCACGGUGGUGGCAUACAUAAAUCGCCAAGGCGGUGUACGCUCCCGCCACAUGUCACAACUCGCCCGCCGUCUCCUCCUAUGGAGCCAGCAGCGACUCAGGUCGCUGCGUGCCACUCACAUACCCGGCAAGCUCAACGUCGUAGCGGACGCGCUAUCACGACAACGCCUGCCCGGCGGAGAGUGGAGGCUUCACCCCCAGUCGGUCCAGCUGAUUUGGGAACGGUUUGGCAAGGCCCAGGUAGACCUGUUUGCCUCCCAGGAAACCUCCCACUGCCCGCUCUGGUACGCCCUAACAGAGGCUCCCCUUGGGACAGACGCGCUGGCACACAGCUGGCCCUCGGGGCUGCGCAAGUACGCAUUUCCCCCAGUGAGCCUUCUUGCACCGGUGCUGUGCAAGGUCAGGGAGGACGAGGAGCAAGUCACGUUAGUGGCCCCCUACUGGCCCACUCGGACUUGGUUCUCGGAACUCAGACUUCUCGCGACAGCUCCUCCCUUGCGAAUUCCCCUGAGAAAGGACCUUCUCUCUCAGUGACGGGGCACGCUCUGGCACCCGUGCCCAGACCUCUGGAACCUCCACGUCUGGUCCCUGGACGGGAUGCGGAAGAGCUAGCCGGCUUACCGGCGACCGUUGUGAAUACAAUUAACCAAGCCAGAGCCCCCUCUA